Gadus macrocephalus (Pacific cod) is the source of this 1426-nucleotide messenger RNA. RefSeq names its product coatomer subunit gamma-2-like. Gene Ontology annotation, cellular component: endoplasmic reticulum-Golgi intermediate compartment; endoplasmic reticulum; Golgi membrane. Gene Ontology annotation, biological process: organelle transport along microtubule; endoplasmic reticulum to Golgi vesicle-mediated transport; intra-Golgi vesicle-mediated transport. The annotation marks the transcript as partial. The record is from RefSeq and is a predicted model, not a curated record. Lineage: Eukaryota; Metazoa; Chordata; Actinopteri; Gadiformes; Gadidae. The transcript has 10 exons. Gene Ontology annotation, molecular function: structural molecule activity.
CCUCUCCUUCAGAGCCUACAUCGUGACCUCCUUCAGAGCCUACAUCUUGACCUCUUUGUCCCCCUAGCGGCGGUCAGCGCCCUGGCCAAGUUUGGAGCCCAGAAUGACGACCUGCUGCCCAGUGUCCUGGUGCUCAUGCAGAGGUGUAUGAUGGACAGUGACGAUGAGGUGCGUGACAGAGCCACCUUCUACAUGAACGUCCUGCAGCAGAAGCAGAAGGCCCUGAACGCCGCCUACAUCUUCAACGGUCUGUCCGUGUCGGUCCCCGGGCUGGAGAAGUCUCUGCACCAGUACACGCUGGACCCCUCAGAGAGACCCUUCGACAUGAAGAGCGUCCCCCUGGCCACCACCCCCAUCUCAGAGCAGAAGUCAGACAUGGCGCCUAUAUCCACCAGCAAGAUGCCGGAGAAGAUGGCCCCCUCGCGCCAGGACAUCUACCAGGAGCAACUGGCGGCCAUCUUGGAGUUCCAGGGCCUGGGGCCGCUGUUCAAGUCGUCGGAGGCGGUGCAGCUGACGGAGGCGGAGACGGAGUACGUGGUGCGCUGCGUCAAGCACACCUUCGCCCAGCACAUGGUGUUCCAGUUCGACUGCACCAACACGCUCAACGACCAGCUGCUGCAGAAGGUGGUGGUGCAGAUGGAGCCCUCAGAGUCUUACGAGGUGCUGCACUACAUCCCGGCGGCCAACCUGCCCUACAGCCAGCCGGGCUCCUGCUACAGCCUGGUGCGGCUGCCUGAGGAGGACCCCACCGCCGUGUCGUGUACCUUCAGCUGCACCAUGAGGUACCUGGUGAGAGACUGCGACCCCAACACCGGUGACCCCGACGACGACGGCUACGAUGAUGAAUACGUGCUGGAGGACCUGGAGGUGACGGUCGCGGACCACAUCCAGAAGGUUCUGAAGCCUAACUUCGGUGCGGCCUGGGAGGAAGUAGGAGACGAGUUUGAGAAGGAGGAGACGUUCGCGCUGGCUUCAGUCCGCACUCUGGACGAGGCGGUCGGGAACAUCGUGAGCUUCCUGGGUAUGCAGCCGUGCGAGCGCUCGGACAAAGUCCCCGAGAACAAGAACUCCCACGUCCUCUUCCUCGCUGGUGUGUUCCGCGGGGGUCACGACCUGCUGGUGCGUGCCCGUCUGGCGCUGUCGGACGGCGUCACCAUGCAGGUGACGGUUCGCGGCGCAGACGAGACGCCCGUCGACGUGAUCCUGGCGUCGGUCGGCUAGACACCCCCCUCCCCCCCACACACACACGACCAAAUCCCCGCCAUCGCCCAGUUAUCUAUACCCCCCCCCCUUUUCAUAUCCACGUCGGCACUCUACACUUUGACGUCCUUGCGGCGGUCGACUCUGUGCAGUUAUGUUUCUGUUGUUGUGAUGCAGGAGUUAAUGAACGGAUUAGUAAAGAUUAAAUAAAGAACCUGUCAAUGAA